UCUGCCGUCGGCCCACUUUACCUCAUGCGCGAGUUACCAAGCACCACUGAAUUAACAGGGAGCACCAACCUCAUCACCUACUAUAACCUGGAGCAUGCUUACAAGACGUUUUGUGGCAAAAAGGUGAAGGAGAAGCUCAGUAACUUCCUGCCUGAUCUGCCAGGGAUGAUAGAUCUGCCAGGUUCUCAUGACAACAGCAGCCUACGCUCUCUCAUUGAGAAGCCUUCCAUCUGUGGGAGCUCAUUCAACCCCAUAACUGGUACAAUGCUGACAGGCUUUCAUCUACAUGCAGGCCCACUGCCAGAGCAGUGUCGUCUAAUGCACAGCCAACCACCUAAGAAAAAAAACAAGCACAAACAUAAGCAAAGCCAUACCCAGGAUCCUGUCCCUUCAGAAACACCUUCCGAUUCUGAUCACAAGAAAAAGAAGAAGAAAAAAGAGGAUGAUCCUGAGCGAAAAAGAAAAAACAAGGAGAAAAAGGGAAAAAAGAACCGGCAUAGCCCUGAGCACCCAGGUGUGGGCAGCUCUCUAGCCAGCAGCAGUAGCAGUCUCCGGUAAAGUCCUG
Messenger RNA from Gekko japonicus, 565 nucleotides. RefSeq names its product mediator of RNA polymerase II transcription subunit 19-like. Lineage: Eukaryota; Metazoa; Chordata; Lepidosauria; Squamata; Gekkonidae. The record is from RefSeq and is a predicted model, not a curated record. Gene Ontology annotation, cellular component: mediator complex. Gene Ontology annotation, molecular function: transcription coregulator activity; transcription factor binding. Gene Ontology annotation, biological process: positive regulation of transcription by RNA polymerase II.